Molecule: messenger RNA, 5133 nt
Organism: Debaryomyces hansenii CBS767
Lineage: Eukaryota; Fungi; Ascomycota; Pichiomycetes; Serinales; Debaryomycetaceae
Exons: 1
Coding region: 1-5133 (1710 amino acids)
Biological process (GO): Golgi to endosome transport
Cellular component (GO): trans-Golgi network; endosome
Source: RefSeq, a predicted model, not a curated record
AUGGAUCCUGCUAAAAACCUGAACGGUAUCUUGAAAGUGAUUCCCUCGUUUGGUUUCAAAAAGACUGAUAUGUCUCAGUUAUCAUCCAAAGAUAAACGAUACGUCCAACAGGUUGAAAAGGCCCUUGCGUCGUUUGAUUCACUUGAAGAAUGGGCAGACUACAUUGCAUUCUUAUCUAGAUUACAGAAAUCAUUACAAUUGAGCGACGACAAUAACGCGGCUCAUACAUUACCAGGGAUUGUUUAUUCCCAUCAAGUAGCGAACAAAUUAUCGCUUUGUUUGUCUUCAAGAUUACCAAAUGGUGUGCACCAAAAGGCAUUGAGUUUAUACGAGGACAUCUUCCGUGCUCUCACUUCAAAAGCAUUAAAUGAUGAACUAUCAAUAUGGAUACCAGGCUUGCUACCUGUAUUAUCGUUUUGCUCGCUCCAGAUUAAACCACAAUUAUUGAAAUUAUAUAAAGAAUACUUAUUGGCCAACAUUUCACCAAGCAACUUACGAAUUGUAUCUAAACCGUUGAUUUUAAGUUUACUACCUGGACUUGAUGACGAGAAUUCGGAGUUAUUUUCAGAUGUCUUGGACUUGAUGGAUUUGUUGAAGAAAAAACUCAACAACGAUGCUCAUUUCUGGCAAAGCAUGUUUUUAUCAAUUAUUAGUAAUCCGGAAAAGAGACUUGGAGCUCUUUGCUGGUGCAAUAAAAGGUUACCUGUUUUUCAAUCAAUUGUAUCUGAAGACAAGACAACAAGGUUUUCCGACGAAGCCCAGGCUUGCCUUACUCCAGAUUCUGGUCUUCUUAUCAGAGCGUUUGCGGCAUCCAUCAACUCAACAACGAACUUCAAUCCUGCAAGUGAUAUAAUAGUUAUUCGUGGAUUCUUUGAUUUACUUUUAACACAUUUACCUCUUAACAGCAAAGUUUUGCAUAAAAUAAUUUUUAAUAAGGAUAAGGAAAUGCUAAUGAUGGCAUGUUGUAGAGUAACGUUAAGAAAGGAUAUGAGUUUGAACAGAAGGUUAUGGAAUUGGCUCUUGGGCCCUGAAAAUGAACACCAUAAUAUUGAUACACCCAAUGAAUUAUCGCGUGCUAAAUACUUUCAAGAAUAUGGCUUGCAGUCAUUAACAUCUGGUCUACUUAAGAUUAUUGAAGGUUCGAAAUACGACAGCGAUCAAAAAGUCGAUGCUUUAAGAAUUUCAUUAUCUUUGAUAAUGGAUAAAUGGGAAAUAUGCCACACAAUUACUGAUAAGCUAUUCUUGCCGAUCAUGGAAACAUGCUUUCAAGAAUAUAACCUUCAACAAAAUAAAAAUGAAUCACAUAUAUUGAGUUCUUCCCAGACAUUUUUCGAUGGUGUAGAGGCUUCGUAUAUUUGGAAGAACCUUAUAUCUAUGAUCCUAGACGGACAUAAUGAUAAACUCGAUCUUAUUUAUUUUGUUUUGAACAACUUUGACUUUAAUGAGGAAGAAAUGGUGACAAUCCAUGUACCGAUCGCAAUUUUAGUUUUACUAAGAAGUGGAAUUUAUAGUUUGAAAUGGCUUGAUAUCCUUGAACAUCUUGUUAAUUUAGUCCCACAACGAGCCUUUUCGUCAAUUGUUGAAGACUUUGACGUAAAGAAUUAUACAAAAGAUGAAAUUAUAACAUCAGUAACAGACUAUUAUAAUUCAUUAGUCAAUGAUGAAUCUACCGAGUUUCCUAUUUCCUCUUAUGCAUUGCCUUCUUUGAUACUAGAUUCACUUGAAGAAUUAUACAUAGAAAACUUAGACAAUCCAGAAUGUUCGUUACGAUUGUGUUCCUUAUUUUGUGAAAUUUUAUAUACAAUUCCUAAUGAUAAUAAAGACGUUGCUUGGUCAAACAGACCCCUUGUGGUAAAAAUGCUAGAGCAACCAGUAACGAACGAAGCAACAAGUCAAGCAGACAAGCAGAAAAAUUUGCUUAUUGCAUUUAGUUUAACCAAAAUACUUAAUCAUAUUUCCAAUGGUUUAUCGGCCUUAGAGAAAGCUAAAUUGCUCAAAAUAAUCUUAUCCAAUUUGUGGACGUCGUUAGUAUCGCCAUAUCCUGCAAAUUACCAAGUGGAGACUGUAAAAUGUAUUUUUGAUCUUGAAAUAAGUUGUCCAAAUUAUCACAUAACCGCUGGUAUUUUAAGACUUCUUUUGCAAUCUCCCAUUAAUGAACGAGUACGAGCAUUUUCCACGUUAUGGGUUCAUUCCAAUUCAUUUAAUGAUUCAAACGCUGUAUUGGCAAGACCAUUGCAGUUAUUAUUGGAUGACAUUCAAGAGGAGGAUAAUCAAAAUUCAAUGGCAGUUAUUGAUUUUAUUGCAUAUGUAUUUAAAAGUGGUUCAGGCAAUAGGCUAUUAAAAUUACUCACCAGUCCACUAUUAGAUUUUGAAUUUAUGAACGUUGAUAGAAAAGAAUUGGAUUUUGAUGAUGAUUUAGGUCAGUUUUCAUAUCAUUUGAAUACAAUUUUAAAUUUAAUUAGAACUAAUGGAAAGCCAGUAAAAGAUGCCUUCAAUACCGAAUUGGCUGUGAUGGAUAAUAGUGCCAAACUAAAAAUUAUCAAGUCAAAUAAUUGGGAUAUAUCAACUUAUAAAUCAUUAAUGUUCUAUGUUAUUGAGAAGUUUUUUAGUUUAAAGCUUAAUAAGGAUAUUAGGAAUGAUCCAGCUACAGUGAGUAAUUAUUACAAGAACAUAAACACUAGUCUUCAAUUACUUUCUAAUUUAGUUACUGGAAAUGAACCAGACUUUGCAAACAAAUUUCAUAUGCUUAUAGACACAUGCUCCUAUUAUACAAACCUUUCUGAUAAGAAGCUAUAUGAAAGCGAAUUGAUAGAGAAUAAAUUUUUGAAGUGCAUUCUACAUUUCUUAAAGAUAGCCCAGGAUUUAAAAGUAAACUUGAACUUGCUUCAUAUAGAAGAUGAAGGCAAAGAUCCGUUACUUGUUAGGUUUAUUAUUAAGGGUAUAGAAAAAUCUCAGACUUCCCUUUUAUUAGAAAGUUGGAUGUCUCUUUUAACGAGAUCAUUAUAUUUGUUUAAUGAGUCUGUAUUUAGUGUCAUCCUUACAUUGAAUGAUGCUAUUAUUAAGAAGAUUGAUUUAUACUUCAAGACUAUCACCAACUAUGACCACUUUGAUCAAUUAUCAGAUAUUGAAGCUUCAAUAAGCGUUCUAAUUUCAGGUCUAGAGGAUUUGCUUUCGAUUAGUCACAGUUAUUUGUUGACCUCUAAUAUGAGAGCAAAUAGCGACAAAAUCAAUAAUAAUAGUGAUUCAGGAUUUUUUGGAAAUGUGAUACAAGGAGUAUUUCAAUUGGAAUCCCCUGCGUUCCGUACCACGGAACAAAAUAAACUUUACUCCAUUUUAUUAUCAUUUCAAGAUGCCUCAAAACUAUCCUUCCUGAUUUGGGUUUGGGCAGAUAGAAGACCCCAGAUAAAUACAGGUACAGUUGCUGAUAAAUCGUUAACAUAUUUAGCGCAUAAGCUAAAAUUUAAGACCAGAAAAUUCUUAGAAACUUUGGUGGAAUUAGAAAGACAAGAAGUUAUCGAAACAUUGAUUAAAUAUGAGAACGGAUCAUCUUCAACCAUAAAAUUAUUACAUGUUCUAGAUGGUGGUAGACCACAGGUUACCUUACCGCAUAUCUGGAACUCGAUCAUAUCGAGAUGCCACGCAUCGGUUUUGGAAGAAUCUCAAGUAUCUUCCUUAACGACUAAUAUUUCGGCCAAAGAGUUAUCUAAGUUUUUGGUAGAGUAUGUUGAAACUAUAGAUAAUGAUUCUAUUUCUGAUAUCUGGAAUCCAACUGUUCAAUUUUUCCGGGAAGUAUUGUCUUAUUCGGCACAGUUUAGUGAAGUUUUAUCGGAUUUUUUAAAGGUCAUUAAAACCUUGUCAAUCAAACUCAAUUCAUCAAAAUUCGGAGAACAGAGAAAAAACAAAAAAGAAUUGGCUGACUUAUUCCUCAAAUUAUUAACUGCAUCCGUGAGUUCAAAGCAUAAGGGAUUCUCAAUAAUAGAACCAAGUCAGAAUGAAGAAGAAGAAAAGAUCAAUGAAGAUUCAACUGGGACCGAAGCCCCGCAUGCAUCGCAAGAUGAGUUGUUUGAUGCACUUUCUGCAAUUCUCGAAUAUUUAGACGACAUUAUGCAAGAUUCCGAUAAGGCGUCUUCUUGUAUUAAUACAAUUAUUGCAAAUUUGGUAUCACCACAAAUCAAGCCCAAACACAUUCAUGAAAUUCCGGUGAAGACGUUGGCGUUGAUGGAAUUAAUUGGUAAGUAUCACCCAAAUAAGUCUUGGAAGUCUUUAAUUUCUGAUUCCUUUACGGAUAAUAGUUUCUUCAACGUGAGUGAAAAUAGAUUAAAUCAAUGGAAGCCGAUAAUCAGUAAUUGGAUUUCAUCAGAGAGAGACAAAAUUAGUGAUCUAAUUGUGAAGAUUACACCAUCAGUACUGUCUACCCCUAGUAAUAUUUUUGUUUGGAAUGAAAAUUCAGAGGUUGAAAGUAAACGAUAUGUCAUAAGGAGAAUUACUUUUUUGAUAAUAUGCCAGCCAAAUGAUUACUUCUUACCUAAUUUGGAUGACUUAUUUGGUAGGAUUACCUAUUCUUUGGAUACAUUAUGUCCUAUUUCGUACAGAACUGAGAUAACGAAAUUAAUUAGAGUGCUAGUUCUCAAAUUUAGUGAGUUACAUUUACUCCCACAUUGGAUCACCAUAAAUCACGAAUUGAUAAGUACCUUCGAAUUCCUCCGAGAAAAACCUGUUAAAGAAUUAACGACUUUGACGUACGAAGAGGUAAACUUUAUUUUAAGUGGAUGCAAGUUGUUGGACCAGCUAUUGUUAUUAAAAUAUGAUGAGUUCAAUUUAAACGAAUGGCUUUUUGUUUCAACAAACGUAGAUGUUGCUGAUAGUGGACCUAAAACUUCUAUAUUAGCGAUUAUCGAUAAGACCGCAGCUGAGAAUGAAGUGCCAUUUUCGAAAGAACCUACAAUUAAGAUUGAACAACCUAACGAGGAAAUGAUACCCUUACUUUAUGGUGUGAAGAGUAUCAAAUCGAUUUCCAGUUUGAGAUCGUUUUUUGAUUCAUUAAGUCUUAUAAAUUAUGAAAGGACUUAUAAUUUAUACGAAGUUAACAUUCAGGUUUGCAUAAAAGAUGCCACCAAUGAUCUACUUGCUUAG